This is a messenger RNA of Gaeumannomyces tritici R3-111a-1, 3636 nucleotides long. Its product is annotated as vacuole morphology and inheritance protein 14. NCBI's taxonomy places the organism in Eukaryota, Fungi, Ascomycota, Sordariomycetes, Magnaporthales, Magnaporthaceae. The coding region runs from base 544 to 3330 and encodes 928 amino acids. The transcript has 8 exons. The record is from RefSeq and is a predicted model, not a curated record. Gene Ontology annotation, cellular component: fungal-type vacuole membrane; PAS complex; endosome membrane. Gene Ontology annotation, biological process: positive regulation of kinase activity; phosphatidylinositol biosynthetic process.
GACAAGCUGACACCGAAAGGCGCUGGUGACGUCCUCGUGAUUCCGUGAUUCCCAGCCGAGCAAGCACUGGACCCAUCUGCCGACAGCGCCAGCAGCCCUCCCAGCCGUAGAUACCCAAGAGAGGCAGAGCCACGCACAUAGGCCGGCGGACAGGCAGCCGGGCCCUCUCAAUUUCAUUUGGAAUACACCACCCUCGGCUCGCUGCCCUGCUCCUUGCUUCGCCGCGCCCAACCAACCGUUUUCUUUCCAUCGGUUUGGCGCCAGGACGUGACGCCGCCGUCUGCCUGCUCUACCUGCUCUGCUUGCGCUCUCGUCUGGCAGCCGCGGCAGAGAGAGAAAUCCAGCCAUCGCCUGUCCGCCCAACGCGUUACCGGCUCUCCGUUAGGUCGUCCCUGCGACCCACCCUGACCGGGCAGAGCAGAGUAGGUUGCGCCGCAGGCUGCUGACAGCCCCAGCCCAGACACUGCUGCAAUCGCCCUCGCCGACAUCCCGUCUCCCGCUGCCGGCGCUACCACCGCCAACACCACCAUUCCGGCCGCAACCAUGGAUUCAAACGUUACGCGGCUGCUCAACGAUAAGAUUUAUGACAAGCGGAAAGUCGGUGCUUUAGAGCUCGAGCGCGCCAUCCGCGAGCUGGUGUCAACCAAUGACCAUGACCGUGUCCUUGCCAUCCUCGACCAGCUCUGCAACGAGUACGCUUAUGCCAUCCACAACCCGCAUGCCCGCAACGGCGGCCUGAUAGGCCUUGCCGCUGCCGCCAUCGCCCUCGGCCCAGAGCUGCCGAGAUAUCUCGAGAAAAUCGUGCCCCCUGUGCUGGCCUGCUUUACCGACCAGGACGCCCGGGUGCGAUACUACGCGUGCGAGGCCCUGUACAACAUUGCAAAGGUCGCCAAGGGGGAGAUCCUCAUCUACUUUAACCACAUAUUCGACGCCCUGUGCAAGCUGGGCGCCGACUCCGAACUCUCGGUCAAAAAUGGUGCCGAGCUCCUGGACCGCCUAAUCAAGGAUAUUGUAUCCGAGUCCGCAGCCACCUACGUGUCCGUCCUUGAGACGUCCCAGGACUUCUCGCUCGAUCCCGAGGCCAUCAAGGAGGGCAUCGAGGAUCGCGGGCCACUACCCACCGCCUUUUCGCUAAGACGCUUCAUCCCGCUGCUCAAGGAGCGCAUCUUUGUCAUCAACCCUUUUACGCGCACCUUCCUGGUUGGCUGGAUCGUGUUGCUCGACUCUAUCCCGGACCUUGAGCUCGUCACGUUCCUGCCCGAGUUCCUGGGUGGUCUGUUGCGCUUCCUCAGCGACGCCAACCGGGACGUCCACGUCGCCACCCAGGGCUGCCUAGACAAGUUCCUCAACGAGAUCAAGCGCAUCUCGAGGAUCAAGAAGGGCAUCGCCGAGAGCAAGAAGUCCAAGGGCGGUAAGGGCGAGGGCAAGAGGAAGCGUGAGGACUCCCUGGACAGCACCAGCGUCCGCGGCGUCCCCGCGCCUGACGACCUAAACGAGACCGACUCGCAGACGGCCCACGACGACGACGAGGUUGGCGAAGACGACGACGACGACGAAGCCAUCACCAGUGACGAGGACGACUGGAUUCCUGGCCAGGACGUCCAGAUCGAGUACAAGGCGAUCCUGGAGAUCCUCACUGCCACGCUCGACUCGCCAUUGGAGGAAGAUGGCUUGCUCGAGUCUUUACGAUGGAUUGUCGAUUUUCUCGAUAUCUGCCCGGAGGAGGUGCUCCCUUUCACGCCAAAGAUUUUGGCCCACCUCCUCCCGGCCAUGGCCAGCGGUGUCGAAUCGAUACGCCUGGCUGCCGCCAGGGUCAACACGUCCUUGAUGAACUAUGUGAUGUCGCUCUCGGAUGAGCCUGAAAUUGCGCCAGGCCAGUCUGUACCGCGCCUGCCAGCCCCACACCCUGAAAAACCGGACAAGCAAGACGGCGGUGGUCACACCCACAGCGCGCGGCCUUCCCUCUCGGGCUCUACUCGGGACCUUGAAGUGAGGAGCCCGACGCCGGGCCUGGCCAACCGGGCUGCCGCCGCAACCCCUGUGCCGUCAGUCACGGCUCCUAGUGCGCCCGCGACCCAGGCGGCUGGAGCUGUGCAUCCCCAGGCAGAUUUGGACUACGCCGCCGCCGUCAACUCCCUGACGCUCUUGUUCCUGAAUGAUCACGAGGCCACGCGAGUGGCCGCGCUGACGUGGCUCAUAAUGCUACACCGCAAGGCGCCCAGGAAAGUCCUCGCCUUCAACGACGGAACCUUCCCCGCUCUGCUCAAAACACUUUCGGAUCCGGCAGAGGCGGUCGUCACCAAGGACCUGCAGCUUCUCUCGCAGAUCUCGCGCAACAGCGAGGACGACUACUUCUCCAACUUUAUGGUCAACUUGCUGCAGCUCUUCUCUACUGACCGCAAGUUGCUAGAGACACGCGGCAACCUGAUCAUCCGCCAGCUCUGCGUCAGCCUCAGCGCCGAGCGCAUAUACCGCACGCUGGCAGACUGCAUAGAGAAGGAGGAAGACGUCGAGUUUGCAAGCAUCAUGGUCCAGAAUCUGAACAACAACCUGAUCACGGCACCCGAAUUGUCGGAUCUGCGCAAGAGGCUGAGGAACCUCGAGACCAAGGACGGCCAAACAUUCUUUGUGGCCCUGUUCAGGUCGUGGUGUUACAACGCGGUGGCCACCUUCUCGCUCUGCCUGCUCGCGCAGGCAUACGAACAGGCAUAUAACCUUUUGCAGAUAUUCGCCGAGUUGGAGAUGACCGUGAGCAUCCUGAUCCAGAUCGACAAGCUGGUGCAGUUACUCGAAUCGCCAGUGUUUACAUAUCUCCGCCUUCAAUUGCUUGAGCCAGAGAAGUAUCCGCAUCUAUACAAGUGCCUUUACGGACUCCUGAUGUUGCUGCCCCAAUCAUCGGCCUUCGCGGCCCUCAAGAACCGCCUCAACAGCGUGAGCUCGAUUGGGUAUCUGCAUAUCGCACCUAGACCCGGAACCACCACUCCCAGCAGCGGGUCCAACUAUGACAGGAGCAACCGACUCAAGGGCCGCGAAGAGGGCAUCAUCCGCUGGGCGGAGCUGCUCGAGAAGUUCCGGAGCGUGCAGGAGCGCGCGAGGCGGGCGCAGCGGCCCGGUGGAGUUGGAGAUCUCGACGACGGAGGCCCAGGUCUCGAUCUGCGUCUCGGGGAGAGCCUAGACGCAAAGCCCGCCAAGGACGCCAGAGCCCAACCGCCUCCGGUCCCGCUCAAAGAUGCUCCGGCGCAGGCGAAGCCGAGGGCUGGACUUGGACGACCCGUCUUUGGGAGGUUUGGCGGAGCUGGAGGCGGGAGAGCGAAGCGAGGCCAACAGUGAGAGUGCCGAUCCGUUCCUGGCGAGGCCAGUCAACUCCCUCGGCUACAGGAUCUCCAUGUUUUCUGUAUUCGUUAUUCGCUUUGUUUUUGUUAUAGAGAGUCUGGUCACACCCCGUCUAACUACACAACACUAGGCAAUAUUUUGCUAGUGUGCGAGUCUUCUUUUCUCCUUACUUAUCUUUUUCCUUCCUCUUGUUUUGUUUUGCUCUUCAUAUUUUCUCUGCUGUUUACCGCAGCUUUUUUUGCAUUGUAAUGAUACCAGGCAAUCAUUUAUGGGCUCGCAGAAGAAUGAUGCCCAGCCACCCGA